CAACGCGCGCUUCUCCUGGACCGUUCAGGAUUCAAUUUUCCCCAGACUUCGAGUUGCGCCCCCUGACCAGACAUGGUCACCUCACGAUAGCCCCUUCUCGCUUUCUGCGUUAUCCUCGAUCAUGCCUUUUUGUGUGCUGUUGCUUGUGACGUCCUUUGAUUGGACUCACGCCUAAAGAAUCCAGGAUAUCAAUAUCUUCAACUAGCCUUCCCAACUUAACGAAAGUUCAACUCAGGCGAUAUCUCGCCCGCAGUCGUAUACGCUGCACUGGCCUCAUCCAUCACCUCGCUUCAACGUCGCGCUUCUCUGGCCUGUUUUGAAGUAGAAAUUUUUUUUUUUUUUUUUUUCAUCUCCUCUUGCAGAGUAACCGCUUUCAUCUACUCCUUACACACCUACAGUGUCUUUGACGUCGAUUAAAAUGUUCGACGGUACUCGCGCCUAUGUAGCGGCGCAGCUCAGGGGAGCUAAGCCUUCCUUGCUAUCAAAACAUCCGCAUUUCAACUUUAUUACAAUCCACUACUUCUGGAUUAUUUUCGCAACAUUACUCUCUGGAGUUCUUAUAUAUGCCGGCGGCAAGGGCCAACUUCACUUUAUAGAUGCUCUUAUGUUCGGCAGUGGUGCGAAUACGCAGGCCGGGCUUAACCCCGUUGAUGUUAACAAUCUGAAUGGAUUCCAACAGUCUUGGAUCUACACAUUUUCUUUAUUUUCUAACCCAAUCACGUUGCAUGGUUGUGUUGUUUUCCUCAGACUCUACUGGUUUGAGAAACGCUUCCAGAACUGGGUACGAGAGGCUAAAUUGCGCCGCCGAACCAUCAGCAGAUCCAAAUCCAAGGCACGAAACGACCUCAGCCAACUCGAAAACGGACUGGGUGUGAAUGGGAGGCGUAUUACCGUUAUGCCAGAGGAUAGCAGGGCACAGCGAAUUACCAAUGACGGCAUUCUUCUGGAUAAGAUAGACGAAGCCGAACCCAAGAUUACUCAGAGUAGCAACGCAAGCGACACGACUACAGCAUCCGAUGAUCUGCACAAGAGUGCCGAACUUGAAGAAGAUAUCGGACCAUUAGAUCAGCCUCGCCAGAGAGCUACUUUGAGUACAGCAUCAGGCCCCCAAUCACCGGAACAACACCUCACGACAGCAAUCACGUUUGCUGACACUGUUAAGCGGAGUGAUGGAGUGGACGAUAACCCUACCAAAUUCCCACAGCGACGGCCCAAUGCAGAGCAUAUUGCUAUUCUUGAAAGGCAGCGAAACCAAGACAAUGAAGUCCUUCGAAUUCCUGGGCCCCGAGAUAUUGAAAGGGGUCUAGGGCCCCGAAGACUUGAAGAAGGCGAUCAACGGGAAGAUGAUGAUCAGCCAAUGGCCCGCCAGACGACUUUCGACUCUCGUAUUAAUGAAUCGAGCGGCAACUUCGGCCAACAGCAAACAGCCAUUACCAUUACCGAGCCUGAGCAUCCUAGGCGGGAAGAGCUGAAGGACAAUGCCAAAGCUAUUGGUGGCACCGUUGAUAGCUUGAGAUUUAGAAAGCCGCGCUUCCUCAAUCGCUCCCAGGACAAGGUACACGAAGAUGGAGAACACAGACCAAGGUCGAGGACCCCACAUCCACACCCUGUGCGAACCAAGACAAUGGACACCAUUCGCUCUGUCUUGUCUCGAGAUAAGACUGUAGAUGAUAUGCCGUAUCUCAGCUAUACACCAACCAUGGGCCGUAACUCGAACUUCCUCGGCCUGACCCUCGAGCAGCGCGAGGAGCUUGGCGGUAUCGAAUACCGAGCGCUAAGAACUUUGGCUUUGGUGCUCAUCUUCUACUUCUUCGUGUUCCACAUUCUCGGCGCCGUAUGCUUACUUCCUUAUAUUCUCGCCAAUCAACAUUAUGGAAAUAUUCUUACAGAGGAUGACAUUGGCAAGACUUGGUGGGCGUUUUGGACCUCCAACAUGGCCUUUAUGGAUGUAGGGUUUACACUUACGCCGGAUAGCAUGAACUCAUUUGCAAAAUCCGAAUGGAUCCUGAUGGCCAUGUGGUUUUUUAUCAUUAUCGGAAACACUGGCUUCCCGGUGAUGCUGCGCUUUAUAAUUUGGGCCGCUUCUAAGCUUACCCCGAAAGGUUCCGGCCUUUGGGAGGAAUUUCGAUUUUUGCUUGACCACCCUCGUCGAUGUUUCACCUUGCUUUUCCCGUCAAACGCGACCUGGUGGCUGUUCUGGAUCCUGGUCCUCCUCAAUGCCAUUGACCUGCUUUUCUUUAUUGUGCUUGAUCUCGGAGCAGAGCCCAUCACUGCGUUGCCACUCCACAACCGUGUUGUCAUUGGCCUAUUCCAAGCUGCUUCUACUCGAACUGCUGGUUUCUCGGCCGUCAGCAUGUCCGAGCUUCACCCUGCCAUGCCAGUUCUGUACCUCAUUAUGAUGUACAUCUCCGUGUUCCCUAUUGCCAUCUCUAUUCGACGCACAAACGUCUAUGAAGAAAAGUCCCUGGGCGUAUACCACGAUCGGACCGAAGAGGAUGAUGCUCAAGCAAGCGCUCUUGAUUAUGUAGGAACUCAUUUGCGGCGACAGUUAUCCUUUGAUUUGUGGUAUGUCUUUUUGGGUUUCUUCCUUAUCGCUAUUACCGAAGGCGGUAAAAUAGUAGGAGGCCGAUUUGAUUUAUUUGCUGUCCUCUUCGAAAUUGUCAGUGCAUAUGGAACUGUGGGACUGAGCAUGGGUGUACCUAAUGUCAACGCAUCUCUUUGCUCACAGUUUUCUGUCCCUGGCAAGUUGAUCAUUGUGGCUAUGCAAAUUCGUGGGCGUCAUCGUGGUCUUCCAUACGGUCUUGAUCGAGCCGUGAUCCUUCCUAGCGAAGCGCGGCUAAAGAGGGAGCAAGAGGAAGCUGAUGCCACACUUGCUCGAACAAGCACUGCCGUAUCCAGUGGAGCCGCAACGGGUCUGCAGCGACAGCCAACUACGGGGCAGAGCCGAAGCAGGAGUCGUGAACGAACUAACAGCAACUUAAUAUCCAAACUGUUGCACCCAGGGCCGGUUGUCCCACCCGAGCAUCUCGGACGGCCAAGAGGAAGAUCAGUGGAGGCUCAUCAAAGGAGCAAAUCCGUUGAUGUUACGAAUACUCUAUCAGAGCCCACAGAUGCUCAUUUAGAGCCUCCGAGAGAGGAAGAUGACGAGUUGGAACAGAUGUCAAGUUCCGAUCUGCCGCCGCAUAAACCGAGACGGACAGAGUCGUCCGCCUUCUAGAAGAAUCCGUGGAUAUAAACAACGAUUCAGUCCCAACUUCAUUUCUUUAUAUUUAUUGUUUUUUUAACGUAGAAGAAUCCUCAUGUUGAAAACAAAGCGCACUGCGCUUAUUCAUUACUGGAUCGCAUUUAGAGGCGCUUUUUCUUGUUGCACUAUCAGAAGUGGCAACAGUUUGGUCAUAGCGGUUUGAUUAAAUAAUGUAUUUAUGGUUUUUAAGAACAAUUUCUCAGGAAAGUGGCUUAAGUAGCCGGUCUCUUAUAUAU
This is a messenger RNA of Trichoderma asperellum CBS 433.97, 3480 nucleotides long. RefSeq lists its product as uncharacterized. The record is from RefSeq and is a predicted model, not a curated record. Gene Ontology annotation, molecular function: high-affinity potassium ion transmembrane transporter activity. Gene Ontology annotation, cellular component: plasma membrane. Gene Ontology annotation, biological process: potassium ion import across plasma membrane; intracellular potassium ion homeostasis. Lineage: Eukaryota; Fungi; Ascomycota; Sordariomycetes; Hypocreales; Hypocreaceae.